AUGACGUAUAUUGGUGUAUUGGCAUUACAAGGUGCGUUUAUUGAACAUAUCGAAAGGUUACAAGAGUGUAUCAAAGAAUACGAUAAUUACGAUUUAGAUGAAGAUAUUAAUAUCAUUAGUGUUAGAACCCCUGAAGAGCUUGAGAAAUGCAAAGCAUUGAUAAUUCCUGGGGGUGAAUCUACUUCUAUGUCAUUAAUUGCCCAAAGAACCGGUUUUUUACCAUUUUUAAGAGAUUUUGUUAAUGAUUCCAGUAAAGCCAUUUGGGGAACUUGUGCAGGCUUAAUCUUCUUGAGUGAGACUGUUCAAGGUGACGGUGGUGGUAGUGGAGGUUCUCCUUUAACUGCUUUCGAUCCAACUUCCAGAUCGAAUUUGGUCGAACCGUUAAACUUAGUUAAAGUCAGGGUUAAGCGCAAUGCCUUUGGUAGACAAGCUCAAUCUUUCACUAAAAUCUGUGAUUUUUCAUCAUUUAUUCCAAAUUGUACUGAUUUCCCUGCUACUUUUAUUAGAGCUCCUGUCAUCGAAGAAAUUAUAGAUGCUGAUAGAGUUAAGACUUUAUACACUCUACCAAACCCUUCUUCUGCAACUGGAGAGCUGAUUGUAGCUGCCAAACAGGAUGACAACGUUUUGGUUACUGCAUUCCAUCCUGAGUUAGCUGAAAAUGAUAUAAGAUUUCAUGAUUAUUUCAUUAGAGAGUAUGUACUAAAAAAUUUGUAA
Vanderwaltozyma polyspora DSM 70294 is the source of this 714-nucleotide messenger RNA. It is a transcript of the gene SNO1, whose product is annotated as putative pyridoxal 5'-phosphate synthase. Gene Ontology annotation, molecular function: glutaminase activity. Gene Ontology annotation, cellular component: cytosol; glutaminase complex. The transcript has a single exon. The coding region runs from base 1 to 714 and encodes 237 amino acids. Gene Ontology annotation, biological process: pyridoxal 5'-phosphate biosynthetic process; pyridoxine metabolic process. NCBI's taxonomy places the organism in Eukaryota, Fungi, Ascomycota, Saccharomycetes, Saccharomycetales, Saccharomycetaceae. The record is from RefSeq and is a predicted model, not a curated record.